AUGCAUAAUAAUUUAACAAAUUCUUCAGAAAAUGAAUAUUAUAAUUUGAUGCUAUGGACCCUAUUCUUGAGGAAGGCGAUGGGAAACGACCCUGUUUGGCUACAAGUUACUAUUUCUACCGUGUUAUUGACAAUAUUCGUAGUAGGCGUGAUUGGCAACCUUCUAACAUGCAUAGUUAUCUACAACGACAGGACGAUGCACACGGCAACCAACUUUUACCUCUUCAACAUGGCCGUGUCAGAUGCAAUAGUAUCCUUUGCUAUUUUCCUCGAAGUGUACUUGUUCGUGGCCGAAGCAUAUUUGUUCGGAGAAAUCGCUUGCAAAAUACAUUACUUCUUUGUGAUCGUGUUGUUCAAUAACAGUAUUUUGGUGGUCACAGCGCUGGCUAUAGAGAGGUACAUAGCGAUAUGGCAUCCAUUAAUGCUGAAAUCAUCGAUGGCUUGGAAAAGAGUGAUGAAGGUAAUAGCAAUCAUAUGGAUCAUAGCAAUCCUGGAGACUGCACCGGAGGUUCUAUCAGUGGAACUGACCAGAACGCACCAUGUAUCGGUGUGUUUCAUAGUGCCGAGUCCAUUUUCAAGAGUGGUUAACGGGAUUUUGGCUUUAGUGACUUUUGUAAUACCGUUGGGGAUUCUGCUGUUUGUGUACAUAAUGAUCGCGUUGAAAGUAAACAUAACCGAGAAAUCGAAUUCAAAUAGGAAAAUAUUUAACCAUAGGGACAACAGAAGCAAAGUGAAUAAACUUAUUGUAGCGAUCACGCUGUCAUUUCUAAUCUGCUGGCUCCCAUUCUUUACUUUUCGAGUACUGUUAUUCUCUUUUGAUAUGAGGGAACUGAUGCAAAUGGAGAAGUUCUGGGGCACCGGCUACAAGGUUGUGCUCGUCAAUAGCUGGUUCAGUAUCGUUUUGAACCCGAUACUUUUUAGCCUAAUGUCCACUAAGUUUAGGAAAGCCCUCAAGAUGCUAUGGAAUAAAAAAACGCAUAAUCAAAAUACGGAAACAACAGCAGUAUAGGUAUCACAAAAAAAUAACUACCCACCUAUAAAUCGUAAGGAUUGCAUUUACAACCAAACUCAAACAUUGCAUAAUAUAGAAAGGAAU
Maniola jurtina (meadow brown) is the source of this 1095-nucleotide messenger RNA. RefSeq names its product neuropeptides capa receptor-like. The record is from RefSeq and is a predicted model, not a curated record. Bases 1 to 1008 code for a protein of 335 amino acids. Gene Ontology annotation, molecular function: G protein-coupled receptor activity. NCBI's taxonomy places the organism in Eukaryota, Metazoa, Arthropoda, Insecta, Lepidoptera, Nymphalidae. Gene Ontology annotation, biological process: G protein-coupled receptor signaling pathway. Gene Ontology annotation, cellular component: plasma membrane. The transcript has 4 exons.